Acanthisitta chloris (rifleman) is the source of this 701-nucleotide messenger RNA. RefSeq names its product cytochrome b reductase 1. Gene Ontology annotation, cellular component: lysosomal membrane. NCBI's taxonomy places the organism in Eukaryota, Metazoa, Chordata, Aves, Passeriformes, Acanthisittidae. The annotation marks the transcript as partial. The record is from RefSeq and is a predicted model, not a curated record. Gene Ontology annotation, molecular function: oxidoreductase activity. The transcript is spliced from 3 exons.
CUAUUAUUGUGUACAGACUGCCAUGGACCUGGAAGUGCAGCAAACUCCUAAUGAAGUUCAUACAUGCUGGAUUAAAUACCAUAGCUAUGAUUCUUGCAAUUGUUUCUAUGGUAGCCGUGUUUGAAUUCCACAAUGCCAAGAACAUUCCUAACAUGUACAGUCUGCACAGCUGGAUUGGGCUGACUGCUGUUAUAUUUUAUUGUCUCCAGCUUUUCUUGGGUUUCGCUGUCUUCCUGCUCCCUUUUGCUCCUGUGCAUCUCCGAGCAGUUCUCAUGCCAAUCCAUGUUUAUUCGGGUUUGACCAUCUUUGCAACAGUGAUUGCAACAGCUCUCAUGGGAAUCACAGAAAAGCUUAUAUUUUCAUUGAAAAGUCCUGCAUACAGUGCAUCCCCACCAGAAGCAACUUUUGUCAACUGUCUUGGUCUUUUGCUUGUCAUAUUUGGUUCACUCAUUUUGUGGAUGGCAAGCAGGCCCCACUGGAAGCGACCCCCCGAAGAGAACGCUAAAGUUCUGCGGCCCAUUGGAGAGACUCCUGAAGGCACAGAAGUGGAAUCCACAAUGACAAACAGCAGUAACGUGGAUAAACCUGAUCUGAGGAUCAAUUCCGAAGCAGCCAGAAAACAAAACCUCAAAUUUGAUGAAGCAGGCCAAAGAUCAACCAUGUAAAGAAAAUACACAGAAUAAAAUUACUAUUAUACUGCC